AUGGAGGACAAGGUGUCGCUGCACCCGUCCUUCUUUACUUGGGUUGACGGCUCGCGCAUGCACUUCUUCGCCGUCUUCGACGGCCACGGUGGACCCGAGGUGUCUGCGCUGUGCAGGGACCAUAUGCACGCAAUCCUUGCGGAUGAGCUGGCCCGCGCGGCCGCAGCCUACCAGAAGGAGCAUCAGCAGGACGAGGAGGCGGAGCAUCGCGCCUGGAAGGCCGCGCUGACACGGAGCUUCGUGCGGGCGGACGAGCUGGGGGCGUCGGGGGUGCCCCGGGGCACCAUAGGUGGGUCCACGGCCGUGGUGGCGCUCUUGGUCCGCAGCCGCAUCAUCGUGGCCAACUGCGGCGACUCCCGCGCCGUGCUCUGCCGCGCCGGCCGAGCCAUCCCGCUCUCCGGGGACCACAGGCUGGACCGACCGGAGGAGAUGGCGCGUGUCACGGCGGUGGGCGGUGUGGUGUUCAACUACGGCGGGGUGCUCCGCGUGCAGGGGAUCCUUGCCAAGACGCGCGCGCUAGGGCACACGCUCCUCAAGCCUAAAGUGAUAUGUGAGCCAGAAAUUACCAUAACUGCGAGGUCGGAGGAUGAUGAUUUCAUGAUCCUUGCAAGCGAUGGAUUGUGGGAUGUGAUGUCAAACACGGUGGCCUGCAGCGAAACCUGGAAAUGCUUAGAAGAUAAGAGCACCAAUGUUGGCACAAUGGUAGGCCGCGAAGAAGAGGUUCGGUGUAUAUGCGCUGCAUUCCACCUCACGGAUCUCGCCUUCCGUAUGCAUAGCCGAGAUGACAUCUGUGUGGUUGUGAUUGAUCUAAAGAUGAGGGGUUAGCUACAAAGAUCAGAUCACCAUCUCUACAAGUUACAAAUUUGACCUGAUAGGAAUUCAGAUCUAUGCAAUCAUGGCAAAGCUGUGUUGAUUGGGAUCUUAGCUCUCUAGCUAGUCGGUUGGUUUUAUUCAAUAAAAAGAGUCUGCAGAAUAACUGGUAAUAUGGAUGGAUAAAUAAUUGCCAUGGAUUGAAAA
Messenger RNA from Triticum dicoccoides, 1017 nucleotides. RefSeq names its product probable protein phosphatase 2C 37. Gene Ontology annotation, biological process: protein dephosphorylation. The coding region runs from base 1 to 825 and encodes 274 amino acids. Gene Ontology annotation, molecular function: cation binding; protein serine/threonine phosphatase activity. The transcript is spliced from 4 exons. The record is from RefSeq and is a predicted model, not a curated record. Lineage: Eukaryota; Viridiplantae; Streptophyta; Magnoliopsida; Poales; Poaceae.